AUGCUCCUCCCACGGUUACAACCGCCAUUGCGAGCGGCAAUUACAUCAAUCGGACGGUCGUCGCAGCAAGGAUGUCUCAAUGAAGCUUUUGCCGCGUUGGCAAUUCGACCAGCGGCUUCGAGCGUUGGACCGGCGAGCUUAACAUUCGUGAGACAUGCAUCGCAUGCUCAGCAGGGAGCUGUGAAUAAAGGAAAGGAUGGACCGGGAAAGAGGUUGGGUGCUAAGAAAUCUGGAGAACAAUAUGUUAUCCCAGGAAACAUCAUCUUCCGCCAACGAGGCACACAUUGGUUCCCCGGCGAUAACUGCGCAAUGGGACGAGAUCAUACUAUCUACGCUACUGAAUCAGGAUACGUGAAAUACUACAAAGAUCCGGAGAAACAUCCAAAACGGCAGUACAUUGGAGUCACAUUCGAACGCGAUAUGGUUCUACCUUUACCGCGCAACUCGAUGCGAAGGAGACGUUUAAAUAUGACGGCACAUAAGAUGGAAGUCCCGCCUGUGGUUGUACCGAUAGAAGGGCUUCCUGAAGUUGUGGAGAAGGUGGUUAAAGGGGAACGAAGGGGAGAGGAGGGAAGGAAGUUGGAAAUUGGAGGCGGUUAUGUGUAUCGUGAGGCGAAUUGGGAGAUUGGGAGAGCAGCGGAACGGGCGAAGGUGAGAGUUAAGUUGUUUAAGCCGAGGGAUCGGUGGGCCGCGAGGACGAAGACUUGGAAGAGGAAGAUGGCGAAUAGGGAGAAGAGGGUUGUGAAGAGUGUUAAGAAGAAGGGGAAGAAGAAGGUGGUGUAG
Messenger RNA from Glarea lozoyensis ATCC 20868, 783 nucleotides. Its product is annotated as Ribosomal L27 protein. Gene Ontology annotation, cellular component: mitochondrial large ribosomal subunit; ribosome. The coding region runs from base 1 to 783 and encodes 260 amino acids. The record is from RefSeq and is a predicted model, not a curated record. Gene Ontology annotation, molecular function: structural constituent of ribosome. Lineage: Eukaryota; Fungi; Ascomycota; Leotiomycetes; Helotiales; Helotiaceae. Gene Ontology annotation, biological process: translation. The transcript is spliced from 2 exons.